Messenger RNA from Symbiodinium sp. CCMP2456, 1565 nucleotides. The record is from the annotation of a GenBank genome assembly. Lineage: Eukaryota; Dinophyceae; Suessiales; Symbiodiniaceae.
GCCAUGCCUGCUUGGAUGGAAGAAGCCUUGGAAGUGAAGGGUUGGAAGCUUUCCUCGAGGAGCUCGGCAUGGACACCGUCAGUUUGCUCGGGCUUUCUGCGUUCGAUAGCAUUGUCCCCUUGACCAGCCCGGAGAAGCAAGCCCCCCGGCGUGAGAGACGACGCGAGUUCAUUUCCCACCUGGGUACGGCGCCAAAGAAAACUCACGAGGCCGAGGAGUUCGCUGGAGACCUCUUGCAAAAGGACAUCAUUGGAAUCGGCGACCUUCGUCGCUUGAGCGAGCUCCUGCCCUCCGAGGUGCCUGCGAGGGGUGGUGUCGUUGAGGGGACCCGCUCUUUCAGCAGCGGGAUGUUUGUUCACGGCGGGGUCGUGGGUCUCCGACGAAACUGCAGAGACUUCCCAUUGACAAACACGGCGGUGGCGCGAUUCGUUGCUGAGACCUAUCCGGCCCAGGAGUUCACAAGCUUCGCCUUCAUGACCAACGUAAAGACUGCCCUUCACCGAGAUUCUCACAAUCAUCAGGGGAGCCGAAACCUGGUCGUGAAGCUGAGCUCGUUUUCAAAAGGUGAAGUGUGGGUCUCCGACGGAGGCGGCGAUGUCUUCGAGGAGAUUGCUGGUCAGAAGGUGCCGGGCCGGAACCUGAGCUUUCGAGACGGCGCGGUCAGCCUUGACCCUCGCCGAUGGCAUCUCACCCAGGACUGGAUUGGAGAGCGGACUGUGCUUGUCCUCCACAGCGUCCGCGACUUCCUCAAGGCACCUCGUCGCGACCUCGCCACCCUCGUCGACUUUGGAUUCCACUUGCCUUCCGAGGUCUAUAAGAAGUUCAAAUCUUUGAGUUUGGCGGCGGGCAGGUUCUUGACUUGCCCCACGGCAUCGUCUGCCUUCUCUUUUGAGUUUGACUCCGAACAGUACGUUUUCCCUAAGAAGUACAAGCGCACCCGGGCCGAAGCACUACAACGGCCCGGUUACCUCGACCUCUACUCGGGCUCCCGAGGAGUCGCGCACGCCUUGGCCGAAAAGAGCGGUACGUGGGUCUUGACCUUUGACUACGCCAGGAGUGCUUCUGAGGACCUGUUGGACCCCCAGUUGCAAGAGAGGAUCUUCUUUCUGAUCCGGAAUCGAGCGUUCUUGGGCGGAGGAGGCGGGCCCAUGAGCGCCCGCGAGGCCAUGCUGCCGAAAAUCGACGAGGGGAACAGACACGCAGCUUUCACUGCGAGAGUGGUCAAAGAGUUCCAAGCUCUGCGCCUGCCCGUGUGGGUUGAGAACCCCCAUGGAAGCUACUUCUGGCGGACUCCCGCCUGGCAGGACAUCCUCGGGGCUGCGCUCAGCAUCGCCGGCUGUCUGGCUACUCGAGUCUUCACCGUCGACAAUGGACCAAGGAGACGCCUCGACCUGAACGCUUGUGCCAAGUGUUCUGGAGCUCGAACUGGAGAAGCUAAGAACCCCGGCCCUCAGUUCAAAGGUGUCAAGCUGGACUCUCUCGAGGACGUGGCGUUGGUCACUGACACCACGGCGAAGCUUCAGAGCCGGGUCCUAGCUGGGUUUGAAGAGUGGCCGAGGGGUUAA